This is a messenger RNA of Aspergillus alliaceus, 4725 nucleotides long. RefSeq lists its product as uncharacterized. Gene Ontology annotation, biological process: positive regulation of transcription by RNA polymerase II. Lineage: Eukaryota; Fungi; Ascomycota; Eurotiomycetes; Eurotiales; Aspergillaceae. The record is from RefSeq and is a predicted model, not a curated record. The transcript has 5 exons. Gene Ontology annotation, molecular function: transcription factor binding. Bases 1 to 4725 code for a protein of 1574 amino acids. Gene Ontology annotation, cellular component: nucleus.
AUGGUCGAAUUGUCAUGGAGUGCAGCCGCGGUUCCGGAUUCACGACCCACGAGAAUGAAGCCAUUGGCGCCGCCGAUCACACCACGGAACCGCGAACCUGAAUCGACCUUCGUGGCAUGUGCCUCAACCGCUUCCCUAUUCCUAUAUGCCGAAGGCUCUGCCGUUGUAUGUCUUCACCACGAUACUUUGGCUGUCGAGCGACGUUUCGAAAACCAUACAGAUGAUGUUGGCUUUAUAUCAGUGGACAAUGUCAGCGAGCGGGGCGCAGGAAGGCUAGUCGUGAGCUAUGAUGUUGGCAAGACAGCAGUUGUCUGGGAUCUCUUUACGGGCUCUGUGAUUGCAAGGUUCGCAUCCUUCGAGCAGCUCAAUGUGGCCGCUUGGAUGCGCAACGGAAAUGUGGCAUUUGGGAAUGACAAGGGUGAUGUAAUCCUAUUCGAACCGUCGACUUCGGAGCACAUCUCUUGCCGCACUAUUUUCGAUCCUAUCACAGCUCUGGCGCCGUCCUCGGACUGCCGAACAUACGCCAUUGGGUACCAGAAUGGAUCAAUUUUGAUAGCCACGCUCCACCCCACAUUUAGUAUCUUACAUACCAUGACCACGUCACGUGGGCCGUCGCGAAUUGUUUCACUUGCAUGGCAUGCAUCAUCAUCGAAACAGAAGUCGGAUAUGCUAGCUACUCUAUCUGCCAAUGGUGACCUCAGAGUAUGGAGCGUAGCGAAGCCAGCUGGUAAAGACGCGCCGCGGGUGAUCAGGGUUCUCAAAAGAUCUGAUACAUCCCCAUCCUCUGAACCAAAGUGGAUGGCAUGGUCUAAGAAUGGGAGAAUUGUACAGUAUCUCGAAGGGGAGACGUGGGCCUGGGAUGUCCGGACUAAACAUAUUACUUCGGAACCAGUUCCGACGAUCGAUAGCCCUCGUGGUUUUGCCAAUUAUGGACCAACUGCCACCCUAUUUACAUUGGGCCCUCAUAAUACUGUACAGCAGUAUGACCUUGAAAAUCCGGGGCUAGUCGCCAAUGUACAGCAUCUUCCCGGCGGAGCGGUAUCAACAUCAGGAGAUGUCAAAGCCCGUAGUGCAUCUGCACGCACAUUGCAAGACCCACCAGAUAUGAAGGAAUCCGGUGCUAUGUUCGGCACCAGACGAGCCCCAUUUGAUCCAAGUGGCAUCGAGGUUGUACGGCAACAGCGUGCUGAGCUGGCCAGCCCUGUCUCGCGAAGCCAUGCAAACUCCGUGAGUUCAAAGGCCUCCUCAGGAAAGUACAGAGUGACACCAUUUUCACCCCCGAGUAGAUCUGGCCACACUGCCACAUCCUUCUCCCUGACCUCGGCUAGUGGAAGGGAGACCCCUCAGGCAUCUGGAGCAUCUUAUGCGUAUGCCUCUUCGGUCUCUAUGUCAUCCGUGAAAAGCUCCCGUGCUGGUUCUCGCUUGCGGAACGAAGUCUAUCCGAGCCCGGCGGAGAAGCUGAUAGACCUGUUUCCUAUCACACGUGAGCGACUCAACGAUGUGCCAUAUAGCCGCCAGCAGCCCUUGGAUGAGUCACAUCUGACGCCAGAUGAUCUCCGUCGCCAAAUGUUGAGUGUAGUCUUUGGCUGGGAUGACGAUAUUGACGGGCUGAUUAACGAUGAGCUAAGUCGCCACAACCCGGGUACUCAGAGCGCCAUUCUACUAGCGCAGUGGCUUGGGGAGUCGGAUACGGACCAAAUGGUGUCAAUGCUUAGUUCCGGGUCUGCUUCGAUGGCAGAUUGGAUGCUACUUGCUUUCAGCCAGAUGAGUGGUGAAUCACAGGCAAAUAAGGUUGGACAAGCCUUUGUUCAGAAGCUUCUGGAGAUUGGCGACGUGCAUACUGCAGCUACUAUUCUACUCGGACUCGGUGAUAAGAAUGACGCGAUCGAGGUUUACGUCUCCCAGAGCUACUACAUGGAAGCCAUCUUGAUGGCGUGUCUGGUGACGCCCACAGAUUGGCAACGCCAAUCAUAUCUUGUCCGGCGUUGGGGAGAGCAUGUGGUUUCUCACUCCCAGCAGCAGUUAGCAAUCCGCUGCUUCAUGUGUACAGGUGUAGAGCCUUCUGAGCCUUGGACUUCUCCAGCUGCACAACAGGCUACCUCCUUUGCCGAAAUGAUGUCAAGGAAGUCACCAAUACCGUCCCCAGAGCCUCCUUAUUCCAAUCCUGCAGGCCUGUUACCUCCCAGCUCACAAACAAAGGCUCCUCUCAAUAGCCGACAAGCUAAAACUCCAGCACUCAAGCUCAUCACGUCAUUUGACUCACAGCCGAGUCAAAAGUUUCGAUUCCCCGGCUUGAAAUCAGACGAUCGGACGCCCACGAAUGCGCCCGGAGUUACGCCCAUUGCUGAAUCUGCUGUCGCCGAUUCUGCAUUGUCUCCAGGAGGCUUUGGUUCAUACAAACUGAACAACAUUCACAGUCUCAACAAUGCAAUGAGCUCUCGCACGGGCACUCCAGCAAUUAAUAGGGGUCGCUUGCCUUCGAUCGGGGAAACCCCUGUUGAUGUGCAGCCCCCAAGUUUUCCUUCCAAUGGCCCCAAGAAGCUCGUUGACUACGGGUCAACUUCGGAGAAUGAUGACCAAGAAGAACCCACUGGUGAUGAUAAAAAAGAGCUCCUUGGCUUACUUCCUUCCGCGAGAUAUGAUCCCGAUGACGCAUUCAAGCCAAGUCCCCAGACAGCAGUUCAGGCGAGCGCAGAUAAAUUUGCAGGUAUCAAGGGCCUGCCGUCUCCGGCAGCCGGGGUUUUCGAGGCUUUGAAAGAGCGAUCUGACAGUCGUAAUGAAACUAAGGAUCGGAAACCUGGCGGGCUACAGCUUCAUUUGCAACCUGUUGAAUACUCUGGUACCGAUGCAGCAGACCAGUCGGAUAUGGGUGACUUUAGAAGCCCGACCUCGACGUUAAACAGUUUCAGCUCUGCCAAAAGCCCUAGUGUGAGUGGGCGGAGUAUUGAUCAAUAUAUCAGUAGUCUUGAUGAGGCGAGUUACCAUGCGAAGAAAUAUCACAACUAUCGCUCUAAUGGCGGAAGACGGAAUAUGGAUGAAAUGCCCAGCCAGAGUUCGGCAAAGCGACAGCACUCUGGGAACACAUCCCAGGACACGCGUGGGCGACAUGAAAAAAGACACAUUCCACCUGCCAAGCGAUCCCCCUCUUCACCAGUCCCUAUGACUCAUGAAGAAAUAGCUCGUUACAACAAUGCCCAUGGGGACCACGAGGAUUCUCGCCGGGCUAAACACCGUUCGAAGACCCGAAGCGCAAGCAGGGUUAGGAAGCCGCGUUCUCGGAACUCAUCCGAACGCCGAAAGAACCGUUCAUCCAGUCGCCAUACAACUAGUCGGGUUGGCGCCGAGAAACACGAGCGUGGCCGCAGUGCUGAUCGAAAAGGAUCACACACUAGAUCUCCUUCUCCUCCAUUACCCACGUCUACUACGGACGAUGCAUUCAGGCUGGUAGCCAGUGAUAGGGAGAGGAGAUCUCAGCACCGAAGUAGCAGCCGACGCCCGGACAAAGGUAAAGCAGACCCAAGGGCAAGAUCCUGUAGUCGUCAUGAUCCCGAACCCAAGCCGGACACGGUAAAUGACCAGAGCGAUGUGGGUAUCAAUAACAAUUCGCGAGGCCUUGUUGUCGAGAUUCCACCCCACGACAACCAUGAUGUCUUGACCGAAGAGAAUCGCGCCAUGCACUCCGCCACUGUGCCUCCAGCCGUACCCCAGUUCGGAUUGUCAGAACAGAGAAGGAAAGAGCUCGCAGCGGCGGAACUAGAGGCACGACGACUUUCCCUUGCGCGCAAUCCAUCUGCGCCCAACAUUCCCUUCCCGGGAGAUCUGCAAUAUAGUCGGAACGUUCCGGAAAGUCCUCCAUUUUCAGUGAGUUCCUUUGGCCCACGCACGCCAGGCCGGCGGAGAGUUUCAUCGAGCAAGGCAUCCCCAGAGUACCCAAGCAGUUCGGACUCUAACUCAUCCCUCUCCGGGCCGUCUGGUUUGGGCGCAACCCCUAGGGCUAUGCGGCACCCCAAGUAUAACGGUCCCCAGGAGACUACUCCAUCCGCUCCGAACAUUCCAGACUGCGUCGUUCUCCUUAGUGAUGCCAGGUAUCAAGCUGAUGCUGAGAGAAUUGGUCGCUCCAUGUCAGUUCCGGUGCCUGACAUGCAACAGCCUGGAACAGUGCCCUCUGAUCUGCCAAUGCAUCCACGAUUCAACCCGCAUCUUCCGAGAAGCCGCUCAUCCAGCAGAACGCGAAACACGGGCCACCAACGUGACAGUUCACGGGAACAGGGUGGGUACAGCUAUGGAGGCUCUCCAGUGAGUAUCAGCAUCGAAGAAGGAAUCGAGAACACGAUGGAACUGAGACAAUAUGAAACCCCUCCUAUUUUACCAGAGCUACAACACUUGAAUGCUCUCCCACCACCGCCACCGCCUGUCCCUGUGAUGGAUUGUGCGUCACCGCGCGAGUCGUCCGGGACUAUAGACAUUGUUAUUGACAAUGAAAACACGGGAAAGCUGCUUCCCCGGGCAAUGACAGCUGCGCCCACUCUGAGCAUGGAGAUGCGACCGACCCUGGAUCGCCGCCGGAUGUCAUUCGAACAUCGACGCGGCAAAAGCGUGAACGAAAGCUUCUCCAGUAAGAUUCGCCAUCUUGCUCGUAUGGGUAGUGUUAAUCGAGGACCCGAUAGUUGGGCUGAGUCGCAUUUUCCAUACGAAAGUAUACCCGUGGCAGAAGGCCGCAUCUAG